CCGUGCUGGGUUCUCAUCGCACGACAGCAAAACCCAACACCACAACAUCAGCAGCACACCUCCUCCACCGCCCCCAUCCACGCACACAUCCAUCCAGCCAGUCAGCCAUGAGUGCCAAACCUGUGCACGUGUCGCUUGCGGCGUAUGUGGCACAGGAUGACGACGAGCUGACGUGCAAGGCAGACGCCAAGCUCAUGGUCUUGGAGACGUUCAACGACGGCUGGUGGAUGGUGUGUACCGGUCGCGGCCGCACGGGGCUCGUGCCCUCCAACUUCCUCACCCCAAACCCGGUCUCCUUUGCCAAAAUGCCCUCCUCCGCCAAGCCAUUCAAGUAUCGAGGCGGAAAGGGUCCGCUGCCGCCUCUCCCAAGCACCAAGUACGAGGGUCGCUUGCCAGCGGAUGCAGACGCUGUCGCUGCGUCCUGGUACAUGGGCGACGCGCAAAAGGACGAGAUCCGGGUGGUGGCAAAAGUGCUGACUCAGCGCGGCCCUGUCGGCGGCUUCCUCGUGCGCAUCCCCGACAGUGACCCUUCAGCAUAUGCCCUCGCCGUCAAGACAAAGGCGAGCGGGAAGCUGCAGAAUUUCCUGAUCAAGUGCGGUGAUGGGCAGUUCCAUCUCGCCUCCACCUCCAGCCCAACGCUCUCCGGCCUCAUCCACGCCCUUGCAACACGCGACAGCAAGCUCCCUGUCAGGUUGGUUGAAGGGUUUGAGCUUCAGCGGCCCGGACGUGUGCGCACACCAUCACCGCGCCGACACGACAACAUCGAUGACAGCACCAGCGCCCGGCAUGGCAGGACCAAGCACGCUCCUUCAGCUGCUGCCGCCGCUGCUUCGUCAAAAUCGCGCUCAAAGAAGACCAAAGGAGCAGCAGUGGACACAAAGUUGUCAGCAGCCGUUGCAAAAGCCGCCCAGCAGUCAUCUGAAUCAGCAGCCACGCUGGCCGCCCAACACCACGCACAACAGAUGGAAAAUGCAAAGAUGCGGGACGGGUACAUGUCGCUGGAAGUGAUGCGCGCGCUGGUGGCUGAGGGCGGCCACCUCACCGUCCCCGCGAUGCAGACUUUGGCCCGGGACGCGCGACUGGCAGUGCCGGAGACGCUGACACACGUACAGCAGUCGGACAACGGGCGCUACCAGCUCAACCCGGCUCUCAAGCGCCUGGCUGAGCGUGUGCGCUUCCCUGCGGAUGUGGACGCGACGGAGGGUGCUGCAUACGUGCACCUCAAGCACCUGCAGGCAUUGACAGUCGCGCACGUUGGCAUUGAUGAAGGAUUUCUGUCCAUGGAAGAGGUGCAAACCAUCGUGUCGGGCACUGCUGUUCGCAUCGAAAAGACGCGCAUGCGGCGCCUGGCAAAAGCAGUCCGCAAGGCCGGCAAAGACCAUCACCACCAUCAUCAUCGCCACCAUCAUCAUCGUGGUGAUGACACGGCUGCACCGCCGCAGUCGUCGGAAGACCGGCUGGCGUUGGCGGAAGCACGCCUCGCAGCCCACGGGGAAACACACACGGAAGAGGAGCAGACAGAGGACCGGUUGAGAAUGUCAGCGUUUGCUGCGCCCGUGGUUGAACACGAGCCGCUCGCUGCUGCGGUCGCACGCCACGCGGCACAACAACAACAACAACAACAACAACAACAACAACAACAACAACAACAACAACAACAACAACAACAACAACAACAACAAGAUGUGACCUCUGCGUCACCUGCCGUGAACCGCCGCGAAUUUCAAAUGGAUCUCGAGGCGAAACUCAAACAGCAGCGGCACCAAGCAGAAGCGGAGGAGGAAGAUGACGCUGAGAUGGAACACCACCACCACCACCACCACCACCACCACUCAGGCGGCGCUUCACCAAAGGUGCGGUCGCGAUCAACCUCCCCAACAGCAGCCGUCCACCCACCGCCGCCACACACGCACCAUCACCAGCAGCAACAGCAGCAGCAGCACACGCCAACACGCGUCCCGCCACCACCUGUGCGAUCAGCAGGGGCCCUGACGCUCGCGGGCGACAACGGCAGCAGCACCGUGGACACGUCCAUCCGGCCAACAGACCUCAACCAGCUCACGGGCGCAGCAGCGGGCACAGACACAGACGUGGUUGCGCUUGGGAACGAGCACACGCGCGAGACGUCGGACGCGCCCAAGAUGCGGCUGGACACGUCGGCCUUUGACGUACGGGUGAACGAGCGUGACACCAGCGAUCUCACCAUCACCGUCGGUGGCGACGCGGCGCCCGUGUAUGUGCACACGGCCGUGCUCGCCAUGUGCGACAGCCCGCUGUUGAAGGCGCUGGCGGAGACAGCGGCAGUUGGCGGUGAUGUUGACGAGGAAGAGGCGCACUUUGAGACGCUCACGGUGGACGGCGCUGUUGCUGCGCUGGACCUGUGCUACCAGCAGUGCCGCCAACACGAUGUCGACCUCACACCUGUGCCCAGCGCCGAGCUGCUCCUGCAGGCAUGGCACGCCGCGCAAACGUUUGAGCUUGCACGCGUCACAGCGUUUGUGCAGUCGCAACUGCUUGCAAGCAUCUCCGUCGAAAACUGUGCGUACUUCCUCGAGGUUUCCACCCAACUUGCACAGGAGGAGGACGACGACGAAGAAGCAGAUGAAGGUGGCAGUGGCGGCAGCUUGCAAGCCCUUCGGCGGGCGUGCGAGCGCGUGUUCCUGCAGCGCCCGGGACUCGUGUUGUGCAAGCCGGGGGCACUUCAUCUUGGGGAGGCGGCGAUGCUGCGGCUGCUGUCGAGCGAUGAGCUGUGCAUGGAGGAGGACAUGGUGUUCCGGUGGAUGGUAAUGUGGGGCCGCUUCAACGCGGGCUUUAUCGCCAACAGCGCCUUUGACCCGCUCACCUUUGACGCGGCGGAGACGGGCUUGGACGACGACGACGACGACAACUUUGGGUUUGGCGCGACCAUGGGCGAGAGCAGCACGGACGACCCCGCCGAGGCGCUGCUGCCGAUGAAGGAGCGCGAUGCUGUUCGUGAUGCACUCGCGGGGCUCAUGCCGGCCCUGCGCCCGCUCUUGCUCACCGAAACGUUUUACGACUCCACCGUCGAGCCGCUCUGCAUCCUGCCGGGGAUGAUGGCCCGAACGCGCGCGCGUCACAUGAGUGGCGAGGCAGUCCUCCCGCCCGAUGACGUCAGACUCCGCCCACGGGCUGGCUCGCGCAUGUUCGCGGGAUCCGAGGUCGUGAGCGCGGCGCAGCAGCAUCUGCUCAACAGCUGGUUUGGUGACGUUGGUGCGCGGUGGGAGUGCAUCUUCAGCACGAGCGAGCACGGGGACGACUGUGGGGAUGUGUUGCGAGCGUGCCGUGGGCGCCGCCCGACGUUUGUGGUCGCGCAGACAACGACCGGGUACACCAUUGGCGGCUUCACGUGGGACGCAUGGGGUGAGCAGCCAGAGCACCACCGCCACCCGCGCCAGCCAAACAGCAGCCUGCGACCCUCGUUCCUGUUCAGUCUGGACAAUCCACAAGGGUAUCCGCCGACCAAAUACGAGGCACAGGGCAACGCAGGCCUGCGUUUCGAUGAGAGCGCGUGUGUCGCGUACGGCUCGUAUGACUUGACGCGCCAGCCAGAUCUCGUUAUCACCAGCUCAUGCAGCGGAAACGAGCAGUCACACAGCUUCCUGCAGGCGUUUGGAACACGCUCAGACGUCCCCACCGCGCUCGCAGGCUCCAAGUUCUUUGGUGUCGUGCGCAUGGAAGUGUUUGCGUUGGCACCAUCACUCCGCGGCGUGACGGAGAUUUAGAGCUGUGGGGAAAGCCUUCCUCGUGCUGCUGCUUUGUGUUUUGUGGCUUUUGUUGAUGGUGGAAUUGGGGAGGUCACAUCACUGUUGUUCCUUCCAUUUCUUUGCGAUGUCGUCGGUGUUCCUUCCUCGUUGCCGUGCUGUUGGUGUUACAGCGGAUUCUAGACUUGCGCGCUUGUGUGUCACCCAAUUGCUUUGCUGUGCGUUCUGUGUUGUUUAUUUUCUUCUUCUGAUAGCGGGCGCUUGAGUGCGCUUAUUCACCACCAUUGCUGCUGUACAUAACUGCACGUCACCACCACCACCACGCCUUUAGUUAACCCGGUAUGGUCGUGGGAGGGCGAUGAACAUGAACAUGAAAUAUGAACGUGAAACAUGAAACGAUGCACCCUGCAACUUGCUCAAAAGUCGAUGCUGUUGCACAGGC
This is a messenger RNA of Salpingoeca rosetta, 4164 nucleotides long. RefSeq lists its product as uncharacterized. Bases 108 to 3743 code for a protein of 1211 amino acids. Gene Ontology annotation, molecular function: protein binding; transcription cis-regulatory region binding. Gene Ontology annotation, biological process: regulation of transcription by RNA polymerase II. The record is from RefSeq and is a predicted model, not a curated record. Gene Ontology annotation, cellular component: nucleus. The transcript has 18 exons. NCBI's taxonomy places the organism in Eukaryota, Choanoflagellata, Craspedida, Salpingoecidae.